Helicoverpa armigera (cotton bollworm) is the source of this 2586-nucleotide messenger RNA. RefSeq lists its product as uncharacterized. The record is from RefSeq and is a predicted model, not a curated record. The transcript has 11 exons. Lineage: Eukaryota; Metazoa; Arthropoda; Insecta; Lepidoptera; Noctuidae. The coding region runs from base 281 to 1576 and encodes 431 amino acids.
UAGAUAAAAUUCCGAACUAAAGCGAGGGAAAGCGUUUUCAUUCGUUGGUUGGAAGCCGCGGCUAUCAGUGAUCACUACCCGUCUGUCUGUAAUCUCGGUGAAGUUUAAGUUCAAGGACUUUUGUGCACCUUUGUUUGUUUAUUUCAGGUGAGGGCGUCCAUUUCCCAGACUCGUGCGCAGGCAGUGGGCGGGCGCCGACCGCGCACUCAGUUAGAGACAGGCAUCGCCGCCGCUCGCACGAAUCUGAACGCCGCACAAGCGCUGAACGAACGACUUAAAGAUGGCCACCGGCCCGAAGAUUGUACACAAGCAGUUCAACUCGCCCAUCGGGCUGUACUCCCAGCAGAACAUCAAGGAGACGCUCACCAAGCACAUGUCGAACCUUGGCAACGGCACUGUGGGAAUUGACUUCAGUGACCCGACCACAGACAAGCCCGCGAACUUGGCCAACUCUGCCGUUCUGCGGAUGCUCGAGGAAGAAGAACGCAACCGUGGCAGGGGACGCCCCAAGUUAGACCCCACCCAAGUGCUGGCGAUCAAGCGGAACAUGGUAUACAUGCGCCAUCCAUUUGACCGGUACUGGCCUCCGGAUAACGCGAGGAUGCGAUCAGCUCGCAGCUGGGAUGGCCAGCUCAACGCCACAGGGAAUAUUUAUUCAGACUUUAUGAAGGCUACUAAAGGCCAGAAGAAAGUAGUGUGGCCACCAGUGCCCGAAACGAACGGAUAUCAUCAACCACAACAGCAACAGACUCCUGCGUACUACAACAACGCGCAGCAAUCCCCCGCCUCCCCCCAGCCCCAAUACCAGUCCCAACAACAACAGCCCCAGUACCAACAACAACCUCAAUACCAGCAACAGCCCCAGUACCAGCAACAACCCCAAUACCAACCGCAGCCGCAAUACCAACAGCAGCCCCAAUACCAACAACAACCCCAGUACCAACCACAGCCCCAGUACCACCAGCAACCCCAGUCCCCGCAGCCUCAGUACCAAGCCCCCGAGUCGGAUCCUUCGUACUGUGAAGGCCGGCGACAGGAGGCCACAGGGCUGAGUAAGCUGAUCCCUGUCGGUCCCGGUGUUACCGCGUCCUACCGGCCAGGCCCACCAUCACCAGGCGUCGCGCCGCAGCCCUAUCGCCCGGGACAAAGCCGCUGGGCACCAGUACCAGCCCCUCUUUCCCCUCAGAUCCAAGGCUCGCAGCCGGGGUACCCGUCACAGCAGCAGCUGUCGCCGCAGCAGUACUCGCCACAGCCGCAGUACUCGCCAUCGUACUCGGAGCCCUCGUACCAGGCCCCACAGAAGCAGUUCGAGCCCCCACCAGCGACGAUCACUCUUCGUCAGCAACAGCCUGUGCACCAGAAACCUCCACCGGUUUUCCCUAGUCAACCCGCCACAGCUUCAUUUCAAGGAGGCGUCAACAUGCGUGGGGACCAGAAGUGGCCACCGCAGUCGGUGAAAGAGGCGGUUGCCGCUGAGAACGAAGCCAGAAGGCAGUUGGCCAGGGGCCCUGCCUGCAGACCGCGCAAGCUGCGCCAAUAUUCGCUUGCAGAAUUAGUUGCAAUGAACGAGGUGUAGGCGUUCCCAGUCCGUACAUAGCCGGACUUUAUUACGAAGGUGUUAAGAAGGACUAUUCAAGCUUCUUCGCGCAGCACGCUCUCAACCACAACUACCCCGGAUACCGCGCGCCCCCCGGCACACAACACUAUGAUGACAACUCAGGCCGAUCUUCAUACUAAACUAGAACUUAGUAUUUACUAACAUAUCCCUCACUACAAUGAAUAUUAUAGUCUGACAAUCGGUCUAUAACCCGAAUGGGAAUAUUCACAAAGAUGUUCAAAUUCGAUUUAAUUAAUUUUGUUGACUUUACUCAUGUCAGAAUGUCUAGUGUCUACAUAUCUAAUUAAUUAGGGGACAAAACAUUUUGUAACGUCAACAAAAAUAGUAGGUAUCAUCUCAUCAAAGUAAACAUCAAUCAAUUUAAUUGAUUCGCUUAAAGCGCGGGGAUUUUGAGUAGGUACUUGUAUAGACUUUAGGUGAUAAAGUCUUGAGGCAUGUACGAAUUGGAAUUCAAUCAGUACUUAAUUGUAGGAUUAAUUUAUUUUUAACCAUUAUUUAGGAUGUAAGUAAAUAUAUAAACUUAAAAAAAUAUAUAAAAAUAACAGUCAUAUUCAUAAAUGAUUAUUAAAAAAAUGUAAUAAUAUCAUUUUCGUUUAAUUAUAUUAUUCUUUAUAAAAGUGCGGCUUUAUAAAUUGCGAACAAAUCCGAAGUUGCUUUUAAAUGUAACUGUAAAUAAUGCUCAACUACCCAAUGUCAUAAACAGUUUUUUUUUAAGAUUUUAAAUAUAACACCCAAACAGCUAUUAAAUAAAAUAUUAUAGUAAGUAAAGGAAAUGUUUGUGAUAUUGGAUAAUUAUAAAUUCGAAGCUUUCGCCAACGUACAAUUAACAAUUGGCUAAACUUAUUGUACCUUCCUAGUCAUGAAGAGAUUAUACGAAUAUUUUGUAUAUAAAAUGUUAAAUGGCUUUAUCGAUUUGGUAUUCAUUAUGUAAUUAUAUUUUAAAUUAAAUAAAUUAUAUUAAAUGCCAA